Molecule: messenger RNA, 1818 nt
Organism: Ziziphus jujuba (common jujube)
Lineage: Eukaryota; Viridiplantae; Streptophyta; Magnoliopsida; Rosales; Rhamnaceae
Product: aluminum-activated malate transporter 2
Exons: 6
Coding region: 1-1437 (478 amino acids)
Biological process (GO): malate transport
Cellular component (GO): plant-type vacuole membrane
Source: RefSeq, a predicted model, not a curated record
AUGGAAGUGGAAUCUCCAAAUCAUCAAGAAAAAAGUAGGGGCUGGUUCAAGUCUUUGUCUGAGAAGUUAUGGAGUAAAAUGGAUGAUUUUGUAAGGAGGCUAAUAAAACUAGGAAAAGAUGACCCAAAAAAGAUUGUCCAUGCUAUCAAAGUUGGACUCACCAUCACAUUUGUGUCCAUUUUCUACUACUUUGAUCCUCUCUUUGAUGGUUUUGGUGUUUCUGCUAUGUGGGCUGUUUUAACUGUUGUGGUUGUCUUUGAAUAUUCUGUGGGAGCAACACUUGGAAAAGGUUUGAACAGAAUGCUGGCAACAAUGGUAGCCGGAGCUCUUGGUAUUGGUGCUCAUCGUAUAGCAACUCUUUCAGGACAUACAGGAGAGCCCAUACUUAUUUCCGUUUUUAACUUGAUAGUAGCUGCAACGGUAACAUUCGUGAGAUUCUUACCAAAAAUGAAGGCAAGAUAUGAUUAUGGGUUGAUGAUGUUCAUAUUGACCUUCUGCUUGGUAUCGGUUUCCGGUUAUCGGGACGACGAGGUGAUACACAUGGCAAUUAAAAGGCUAACAACGGUGAUUAUAGGCAGCUGUGCUUCUGUGAUUAUGUGCAUUUGUAUUUGGCCUGCAUGGAUUGGAGUUGACCUUCACAAUCAGAUUGCUACCAACCUUGAAAAGCUUGGGAAUUUCUUGGAAGGGUAUGCAGAUGAAUAUUUUAAAGUGUCCGUAGAUGAUCAAGAUGGGAGAUCAAAAGACAAGUCAUUUCUCGAGGGAUAUAAAAGUAUUCUCACUUCCAAAAACAGUGAAGAAACCAUGGCUAAUUUAGCAAGAUGGGAGCCACGUCAUGGUAGAUUUAGAUACCGUCAUCCAUGGAAACAAUACCUCAAAGUUGGAACCUUAGCUCGAGAAUGCGCUUACAAAAUUGAAGCUCUCCAUAGCUACCUCCGGUCUGAGAUACAAACACCUCCAGAAGUUCGCAAUAGAAUAGUGGAACCAUGCACAAUGAUAAGCAAAGAAAGUAGCAAAGCGUUGAAGGAAUUAGCAACCACAAUCAGAAAAAUGACAAGAUCUUCAAUUCCUGAUAUCCAUGUUGCAAACUCUAAAGCUGCAGCUGAAAACCUCAAAUCCAUUCUGAAAUCGGGUUUGUCGAAAGAUGUGGAUCUACUCUUGGUAGUACCAGCUGCUGCAACUGCUUCACUACUACUUGAGAUUGUGACUUGCACUGAGAAAAUUGCUGAGGCUGUUCAUGAGCUUGAAUCCCGUGCAAGGUUCAAGAGGGCCAAGCCAAGAGUCAUACCAGAUCAUCAAGAUGAUUCUUCACAUCAUCAACUUGAUCAGCAAGGAAUCACUAAUGGGUCCCAUGACCAUCAUGAUGAUUAUGUUAUUACCAUUGAUGGAAAUGGGUACUCAUCCAACCAAGUAGUACCGGCUUCUCGGAAUCAUGUUUAGUGGGGUACAUAAUGCUCAUAGUUAUAGGCUUUUUUAUUUUUAUUUUUUUUCUUAAGACAGCUGGGGCACGUGCCUCACGUGUCCAGAAUUUUUUUUAAAUGCUUCAACCACCAACUUAUGCACAUAAAAUAACGACGUUUCUCUCUUUUAUUCCUUUUUGUCUUAAUUGACGUUUUUUUCCUUGUCCCCCCACAUAGGAGAGAGAGAAUGUUGCAUGGAUUAUACAUUUGAGUUUUGUGGGUGGAUCAAGCAUUUUAUUUGUAAUCCCUUCGAGUUAUUAAUAAAAUUAUUCUACACCCUUAUAAUUAGACAGAAGAAAAGUCAAGACCAUCUGGGUUAUUUUUAUUUUCAUUUUAUAUUUUAUUGGUUUGUACCAGCAAC